UCCUCUAUAUAUAUAAAUAUUUUAAAAUACGCUUGCGCAUACAUAAAAUUCGUAUAAAAUUCUAUCUAUUGCCACUGUGUUCUGUGUGCUGUACUGUGAACGAUUGUCGUUUUGUGGAAUUCUGCCACUUUUGCCACGGUUGUAGCAAUCACUAUUCACACACGAUGUUUAUUCUGUUUUGUUACAGACAAGCUUCGCACAUACAGUUCUAAACUUGUCUUGAAUUUCUUGAGCCGAUAAAAGGUCGGUUAUUCGUUCGGCUUGCUUUCUCACAAUAUCGCAACAACACUCAUUUUGACUGUGUGUUCGAUACAAUUUCUGUUCUCUUUCUCUCGAUAUUCAUUUACGUGUGCUUGAAUUGAGUGUGAGCCACCGAUUGCCGUCUUUGUUAAAUAAUUCAAGACCGUCAACGUCUAAGAACAGCUGUAGUAUAUCGUAGUCAUCGUCAUCGACAUCAUUUUCAUCGUCGAUGUUGUCUACUGUUUGAAAGAUUCUCUAAUUUGUCCUUUUCUCAGUUAUCAUUUGAAUUCAAACCGAAACGGUUUCGUUACGGAGUGAACACCGAACGAACCGACAGAGAUUUUUGUGUGUUGUACGAUAUCGUCGUUACCAGUUUGUAUUGUGUGCAGACGAUGUGCGUGCAUGUGUUUGUGUAUGGAUUCGAUAAUAAUUUAAAUCUUGAAAAUUGUCGCUUAGCUGCGGUUUGAUCGGAGUUAAAUUAUUUUGUGUAUAAGCUGAUUUGCAAGAAUGCAAACGCUAUUUAUGGAUCCAUUUAAAAACGUUCAAUAUUAAUUAAUAUUCAAAAGACGACAAAAGACAAUUUAAAUGAAAUUUUAAAGGAAAAAAGCCGGGAACUUUGCCAAAAGAAAGAAAGGGAGGAAGAAAUAAGCAAACUAUCUAAAUAAAUAAAAAUUUGCAAAACAAAAAUAUAAAUAUGAUUCAAUAAAUAAAUAUUCGAAGCAGAAGAGAUUGUGUGCAGAUCAUGCUCAAGUGGCACCGUGGCCGUGUGAUUGAGGACAGAUUUUAAUUAUGAGCUAAUAAUAAUCGACGGAACUUUCCAACUUUAUAAUAUGACGAUCACAUCAAAUUGUUACGAAUCUGAUUUGUAAAUUUUCAAAUGUAUCGCAAAGAUUUUGAAAGCUUUUCAUCGACUUAAUGAUGGUAAAAUGCUAUCAUCAUAGGAUACUAAUCCUAUUAGAAUGUUUAAAUGAUGACUUCGAAAGCAUUUAAAGUUGAUAUUUGAAUUUGAAUUUUGAAUAACGAUCCAACAGAGCGAUUGCGUCGUAUAUACGCUGUGAGUGACAAGUGGCACAAACAAAAAAGGGCUCACAACAUGAUACAGAAACAUUAAUGCAAAUAAAUUUUAACAAAUAAACUAAAAGAACAAACAACAAAAUAAAAAAAAGAAAAAAAAAAGAAGAAGAAAGAGAACAACCAACCACUCAAUUAAAUGAACAUUAAAUAAUGCUAAACGGACCAUUGUGACAAAAUGUGAGAAACAGUGCUUUUGAACAGAAACGAUGAUUGACAGUGAAUAUAUGUGAAAACCAAAAUGAUUCGGUCGAUGAUUAAAAGUCCAAAGCCGUGUUGACAAAGAGAACGAGAAACAACAAGAAAACAACAACAACAACAAUAUCGUCAGAAAAAUAAAACUGUUCAAUUUGUUUCUGACAGUAAAAAGUACUCGGAGGUGUACUCAUAGUGUAUAUAUAUAUAUAUCUACAUGAUUGAAAGCUCAAAGAUCCAAACACUCACACAGUGAAAUAGAGUGAGAGAUAGAGGGAGUAUGGUGUAAUAUUAAAAUUUCAUUGUCUCCUACAAAGCGUAUGUCAUCAGGAAUAUUAUCGCCUGUAAACAUCUGUGAUAUCAAAUAUAUAUAUGUAUAUAUAUAAAAAAAGAAAAACCAGCAACACCAUCAAGAACAAGAAUAAAACCAACAACCAAGCCAUAACAGCACGAAUAUAACGGCAUCAAUUGAAUACAUGAUUGAAUAUAAAAAAAGCUGAACAAGAUUGCAUAGUGAACAGGAGAAUAGACAAGAGUAAAAUUAACAACAGCAAUGGAUAUCAGUAGAACAAUGUCAGCAUUAAAUAAAGAAAUAAGUCCACCAACGCAAUCGCCAUCUGUUUGGUCUUACAAUAUGCUUCGUAUGGCCAAAAAUUUUACAACCGAUGCUUAUGCAGCCGCCUAUCCGUAUAACAACGAACUCAUCGCCGAAAAUCGUUCCGACAACUUUAAUUUAUCAGCAUGUGAAAAAGAUGAACUGGAUGACAGUAUAUUCUUUCAAACAACCGUUUAUAUUAUGUACAUAUCGAUAUUUAUAUUUGCAUUGUUUGGAAAUGGUGUUGUAUGUUACAUUGUAUAUUCAUCGCCACGAAUGCGAACGGUCACCAAUUAUUUUAUUGUAAAUUUGGCGGUUGGUGAUAUUUUGAUGUCAUUGUUUUGCGUUCCAUUUUCAUUUUUUCCAACAUUACUGUUGCAAUAUUGGCCAUUCGGAUCACUGCUGUGUCAUUUGGUUAAUUAUUCUCAGGCGAUUUCCGUGCUCGUAAGUGCCUACACCUUGGUCGCAAUUAGCAUCGACAGAUACAUAGCUAUUUUAUGGCCAUUACGGCCUCGAAUUACGAAGCGGCACGCAAAGUAUAUCAUCUGUGUUGUGUGGCUAAUCGCACUGGUAACAGCACUUCCAAUCCCAUUGGUAACUCGUCUUAGCCAACCGGAAGAAUGGUUUCAACAAUGCGGAAAAUACGUGUGUGAAGAGCAUUGGGCGAUGCCACUGUAUAAUUAUUAUUAUACAAUUGCCUUAUUAGUUUUACAAUUCAUCAUUCCAUUGCUGGUUCUAAUAUUCACAUACACCCGAAUUGCGUUUGCUGUAUGGGGCAAAAAACCACCAGGAGAGGCGGAAAAUUCGCGUGAUCAACGCAUGGCCAAAUCAAAACGAAAGAUGAUUAAGAUGAUGGUUGUAAUUGUCAUAGUAUUUACAAUAUGCUGGCUGCCGUUUAACGUUUUAGUGAUUUUGAUGCACAACACCGAACUGAUGCAUUGGGAAUUCAUCAUUUAUGUAUGGUUCAUACUCCAUUGGUUGGCUAUGUCACAUUGUUGCUAUAAUCCAAUCAUUUAUUGUUAUAUGAACGCACGAUUUCGGAUUGGUUUCCUGCAAAUACUGUAUUUUGUGCCGGGAAUUCGACGUUGUUGUUGCAUAAAUGCCUACACUCGCGAUCGAUCCACAAGUCUUCGAACGGGAAUUGCGUUAACGGGAAUUGAUGAAUCAGGCCAUUUGCAUCGUGUUAAUACAUCAACAACAUUCAUUAGCACCCGACGAAAGACGAAUAUUUGAUGAUAUGACGAGAAUCGACAACAUCAACAACAAGCUCAGCAAAACAAGAGGAACUUAGUAUGUGAUCUAUAAAGGGAAAAAAGUUUUCAAGAAAGAAGGAAUAUUUAAAAAAAACGUUAUAGUCAUUUAGUUUCAAUGUGUUAAUUUAUGUCAGCGUCUGUGUUCAAAUCAAAUUUGUUAUAAGAUGUCCGUGUAUGGUAAACCGUGUAACAAUGACAAAGGUUUUUGCCAUAAAAAUUGGGUGAGCAAAAAAAGUGACCGAAAAAAAGCGGUUUGUGGAAUUUAGCAAGCAUAAGAAGUCUAUCAGCUGUUUUUUUUUCUUCAAAUGAGUAAAAAAAAUACCUAGCGGAAACGAUCGUUUAACGCACCGAAUGGACGAAAAAAAAAAAACAGUUUCAAGUUAUAAAAAAACGGUGUCGUUUUUCACUAUGAAAAUAACAUAAAAUGUAAGGCAAAACAUACGUGUCGUAAUUGUUCUUGCAAUUUUUGUCUUCAAGUUGACGGUCAACAGUGAAAUCGAAAAUAAUGCAGAGCAAAUUCAUUAAAUGGGAAAAUUAACCGUUUUUGUGCUGUGUGUGUAUAUGUGAAUUGCAGGCAAACGACAUUAAGUUGAAAGGAAAAAAAAGAGUAAACUCAUUGGAAUUGUGAAACAUUUUGAAAUUUGUUAGCCACGAAGCGUCAAAAUUAGAGAUGGAAAGCAAUUUUUACCGUAAUCCGCAUGGACUACCAUGAAAAUCGAAUGGUUGGUGAACGGUACACAUUGACCAUAUUUCAUUCACAUUUCAGCGUAUUAAAUUGGACGCAUUGAAUUUCAAUGGAAUCUAAACAUAAUUUACCCGGUUGUUGUUUUGUUUGUCUUUUUUUUGUCUUGCGCGAUGUUUCUGACAACUACCUGAUUGCAUAAUAGUGAAGGCGCCAAAUAAUCUAAUCGCUUGUAAUACCAUUUAAUCGAAAUUGUGCACAUAUAAAUGAAGACAUAUACACACACACACAUUUAAACAGAUACCCAGAGAGAGAAAGAGACAAUGACGCAUCCAUUCAAUAUUUAAAAUGUAUAAAUGUUAAAAGAGUGUGCACACUGCACAAAUGGUCAAAAGAGAACGUACUUUUCUCUUCUGAUCGCAAAGGAAUCAAUUGUACGGCUUGCUUACGACAUCAGGUCAUACAUGAAAAGCACGAAACAAUUAGAAGCAUAUAUAUAUGCUGCUCGUAUCUCCGACUCGAUUCAAAUUAUUUUUUUUUUUUUUUUGCAUUUUCUGGCCAAAUUUUUUUUGCCUCCCGUCUCUCUUAUAUUUUUCUAUAUAUAUUAUUAUGUGAAAUGGUUUGAAAUACGACCAAAUCGGUUUCCGCUCUCUUGCUUUGCAGCCUGAUAUGAAAUCCAAAUUGCAUCGUCUUAUGCAAAUAUUAUAAAAUACUAUACAUUUAAAUAUUGUUAAGCAUAUAGCAUAUACCAAAUGAAAGUAUGGUCAUUUGAUUGGCUCCACACAUUAUAUGUCUGAUGAAAAUAAAAUGUACGGCAUCACGAACGUAAAUUAAUAUUCGAAAUCGAUGUGUUAUUUGAUUCAAAUUAAAGAUUAUAUAUAUAUAGGUUAAAUUAAAUGUAAUUUUUUUCAAUGUAAGGAAUUAAUUGUGGCACCAAUACUAUUGAAUACAGCACAAUAUUACCGCAAAUGAAAAAUUAAACGGACGGUUCUGUGUCAUGCAGCAGUGAAAGAAAGAGCAGAAUCACUCACAUAUCAUGUGGCAUAAGAAAACAAAAAUUAAAAAAAAACAUGGAUCCAGUGAUAAGAAUUUGAUGUCUGCUAAACAUUUUCCCUCACAUUUGUCGAUUUUUCUUUUCACAAAUUCAACAAAC
Contarinia nasturtii (swede midge) is the source of this 5189-nucleotide messenger RNA. RefSeq names its product RYamide receptor-like. Gene Ontology annotation, molecular function: neuropeptide Y receptor activity. NCBI's taxonomy places the organism in Eukaryota, Metazoa, Arthropoda, Insecta, Diptera, Cecidomyiidae. The transcript is spliced from 8 exons. Gene Ontology annotation, cellular component: membrane. The record is from RefSeq and is a predicted model, not a curated record. The coding region runs from base 2060 to 3334 and encodes 424 amino acids. Gene Ontology annotation, biological process: neuropeptide signaling pathway.